Molecule: messenger RNA, 1155 nt
Organism: Trypanosoma brucei brucei TREU927
Lineage: Eukaryota; Euglenozoa; Kinetoplastea; Trypanosomatida; Trypanosomatidae
Gene: Tb927.4.400
Product: RNA-binding protein, putative
Exons: 1
Coding region: 1-1155 (384 amino acids)
Cellular component (GO): nucleus; ribonucleoprotein complex; cytoplasm
Molecular function (GO): mRNA binding
Source: RefSeq, a predicted model, not a curated record
AUGGAAAGUAUGCCGUCUGAGGAACCAAUAGAAGUUUUUACUGAAAUUUACAAACCGACAUUAAGCGUAGAUGUAACAGCUGAACCUCCCGAAGACACGAGCACUGGAACAACCCCUCAGACAUCCGUUACGCCUCAUGUUUCCACCAACAUUUUUGUUGCUGGUGUUCCACCAACAUGGGAUGAAAACAACUUGUACCAAAGGUUUAAGGAAUUUGGUGAGAUUGUAUCCACAAAACUUGUACGGCAAAGACAUUUUGCUUUUGUGAUGUUCAGAAAACCGGAGUCCGCACAUGCUGCAAUUAACGCCAUGCAUCUCACACAUCCGACACCGAAUAGUCCCGUGAAGCUGCAUGUGUCUAUCGCAAUGCAUGACGAGGGUGUGGAUGAUUUGCCCAAUGAUCGCAUAUUCAUUAGAGGACUCGCGCAAUGGACAACAAAAGAACAUCUCAAGCAAAGUUUUGCACCAUAUGGAACCAUUGUAGAAGCUGCCGUCCUCACCAAUCACCUCGGGCAAUGCAAAGGUUCUGGUUUUGUUCAGUUUUCGUCCGUUGAGGAGGCAACAGCCGCGAUUGAGGCAAAGAAGAAUAUUCGUAUCGAAGGCUUGGAUUCUGAGCUGGAGGUUAAAUAUUCUGAGACGGCGGAAGUUAGGCAACUACGACAGGAGCGUAAUAAAAACAGGCAAAAAUACUCUCCCAAAUACCGACAGCGCCUGUCGCCAUUUCCAUUCUUCCCGCAGGUUCCUGUGGGGCCACCCAUGCAAACGUUUCCAAUGAUUGGCGUUCCAACGUCUGUGCCCGUGUUUUAUCCGCCGCCCCCGACCGCAACGGCGGUGCCUUCACCCCACGUCAUUUAUCCCACACUCGUGACGUCUCCACCACUGCCAAUGUUUACCACUGCGCCAACGAUAUUUGAGGCUAAGACGGAGGCAUUUCCCAGUAGUGGAGACGUGCACCUUUCAGGUGUUUCAUUGUCAGAACCUGUUCUUUCAUCAUUACUGCAACGCUAUGGAGAUGUAAGCGCCAUGGAGCUUCUUGAAGACGGUGCAGCAGCGAUACGGAUGGCAGACCGUAAUAUGCAUACGCUUAUAGUUCAAGAGUUGAAUGGCCUUGUUUUCUCUAACGGUCAGUUGUUGGUGGCAAGGCUUUAUGCCUAA